ACGGGAAUUCCGCGGCCGCGAUUGGACGGUGGUGCGCUUCACCUUGGCGCUGGCGGGUCACGGAAGUCAAUUUCUUAAGUCUUUUUUUUUGCUGUGUGCAGAUUAGAGCUCCGGGAAACGGGAGCUGCCAGCGAUAAGACUGGCUUGAAACGUUUUGUCUUUGGGGUAGAAACAGGCCAGUGCGUGCGAUCUGUCCUUCAUGCUACCUGUCGUGAUGUGAAGUGCGUGUUCCUUUUUUGGCAAACGCCAGCCAUCCGAGUGCUUCUAGCUAACCAAGUGUUAUUAAAGCUGGAGCAAGGUUUUGUUCUUGAAGCUUUUAAAGCUCCUUUUCUCUUGCGUUGGUGACGACGCCAUGUCCGAUUCUCUUUCAUCGCAAUCGCUCUGGAAGGUUCUCCGAGACGGUUACGCCGUUUCAACGAUGGACAUCAUCCUUGUUCUGGUGGCAACACUGAUACUCUCAGUCCUGCUGUUCAAGAUUAAGUCUAAGGCUACUGACAAGAAGAGAACAUUAGCCCCUGGACCAACGGGCCUUCCGAUCCUCGGAUACAUGCCAUUUCUCGGACCCAGACCCCAUGUUAAAUACAAAAAGCUUUCCGAAGUCUACGGGCCCAUUGUAAGGGUCAAGAUGGGGUCUGUAGACGUGCUGGUGCUGCAUACCGUCCAAUCAAUAAAGGAAGGUCUGAACAAGGACGAGGUGCUGGCUCGUCCGCCGUAUUUUCGUCUAAGAAGCUUAGGAAUGGACGGAAUCGUUACCAUGAACGGGCAACCGUGGCUGGAUAACCGUAGGUUCUGUCUGCACGUGCUCAGGGAUCUUGGAUUCGGGAGAAAGUCCAUGGAAGAACACAUCAAAGAGGAGAUUUUGCAGCUCUGCGAUGUCCUGCGGUCAUGGGACGGCAAGCCGAAAGCGGUUACGGACGUGCUCACGUCAAGCGUCUCGAACAACAUCACGGCGCUCUUGUUUGGAGAGCGCUUUCACUACGAUGACCCCAGGCGCCAUUUUCUGGACACGAAGGCAGUCAAGUUUGCCCUCAACGCAAGCUUUGUGUCGGCCUUGGACUUUCUUCCCUCUGUGCGGAACCUCGUCUCGUACAUUCCAUCGUCAAAAUUUGGAAUCUCUAAGGACGUACUAAAGAGUGUGCACGAUUUCAUCAGUGAGCAGGUGAGAGAGCACUCUAAAACCCUGGAGGCAGUUGUUAACACGGACUUCAUUGGUGCUUACUUGAAAAAAAUCAACGAGAAUAACGGAGGAAAUGCAAGCUUCAAUCCGCAGACAUUGACUGGUAACGCCUUGAACUUUUUCGGAGCCGGCACAAACACUGUGAGGGCGAGCAUGUUGUGGCACCUGCUUAACUGCGCCCGAGACCCCGAGGGUGUCCAGAGGAAGCUUCAGCAAGAAGUGGACAAGGUCGUGGGCCGGGUCAGGGCUCCCGAAUGGGAGGACAGGCACAAGAUGCCCUACACCAUGGCUGCCGUCUGGGAGAUGCUGCGCUGGAGGACAGUAGCGCCGUUGGGUGUCAUCAGAGUAGCCGAACGCGACACCACUAUAGGUGGUUUCCACGUUCCCGCUGGCACCGUAGUACUGCCGAAUAUCUGGGCGGUCCAUAACGAUCCAGACGUUUGGGAACGCCCCAUGGACUUUGAUCCGACCAGAUUCCUAAACGCGGAUCAGACCGAACUACUGCCCAAGCCAGCCGCCAUGCUUUCUUUCACUACAGGACGGCGCAUGUGUCCCGGAGAAACACUGGCCACGAUGGAGUUGUUUAUGUACCUGGCUACUCUGAUGCAAAGGUUCAGGGUGCUGCCCAAGGAGGGAGACACCGUCUCCAUGGAUAUUUUCGACGGUUUCAUCACGCUUCCCCUGCACUCCCAAGAGAUCCGAUUUAUACCGAGAUGAGCGAAGCGAUGACAGUUGAAUUUGGAGAUUGUCAGGUGUAACUGACGUACAUAUUUCUAAAAUAAUAAAAAAAAAAUGUUAA
Ixodes scapularis (black-legged tick) is the source of this 1976-nucleotide messenger RNA. RefSeq names its product cytochrome P450 2J4. Bases 353 to 1894 code for a protein of 513 amino acids. Gene Ontology annotation, molecular function: iron ion binding; heme binding; monooxygenase activity. NCBI's taxonomy places the organism in Eukaryota, Metazoa, Arthropoda, Arachnida, Ixodida, Ixodidae. The record is from RefSeq and is a predicted model, not a curated record. The transcript has 9 exons.